CCAAAUUAUUAUUUUUUUCUUUUUCUUUCAAAAAUAUUGAGCUGCAAAAUUCAUUCUAUUUAGGCCAUUUCAAGGUUGAGUUUAGGGUUUAAAGAUUCUCUCAUCAUCUUCGAUAACUCUGUAAAUCAAAUCGCCAUUUUUGAUGCGGUUACGAUUGUUUUCUCCUACCUUCUUCUUCCUCUCACACUUGCGUUUGAUUCGAAGACCUGCCUCUUCGCGUUUCUACGCCGUCUCUGCUUUUAACCCUAAUCUCUCAGAUUCCGAACAACAACUGGUGAAUCAUCCUAAUCUCUCCAAGCUCAAUCAAGCCAGUCUUCAGCGGUUCCUCAAUAGUACCAGAGAUGACCCAAAUCUCGCUUUGUCGUUUUUGGAACAGCUUAAACAACAUGGAGUUUCGCCUAAUGUUAAUGCUUACGCUACUCUUGUCCGAAUCCUCUCUACUUGGGGUUUGGACAGGAAGUUAGAUUCGGUUUUAGUCGAACUUGUUCAGAACGAGGAGCGUGGUUUCACUGUAAUGGAUUUGAUUGAAGUUAUUAAAGAAGAAGCUGAGGAGGAGGUCUUGAUCCGAGUCUCCGGUGCGUUGGUUAAAGCUUAUGUUAGUCUCGCUAUGUUCGACGAGGCUAUCGAUGUUUUGUUUCAGAUGAAACGAUUGAACCGUGUUCCUAGUAUCAAGUCCUGUAAUUUCUUGAUGAGCCGUUUGAUUGAGUUUGGGAAAACUGGUAUGGUUGUAGCUCUGUUUCGGCAACUUAAGCAGUUGGGUUUGUGUCCAAACGAGUACACGUAUGCAAUUGUGGUUAAGGCAUUCUGUAGGAAAGGUGAUUUCGAAGGAGCAGUUAAGUUGCUUUUGGAAAGUCCGACCGUGUUUGCUUAUAAGACGUUAAUUGAUGGGCUUUGUGCAAAUGGGCAGACAGAGCAAGCUGUUGUUUUGAUCAAAAAAUUGAUAGAUGAAAAAGUUCUGUCUGGUGAUGAUCUUAGAUUUGCGUUUAGCAUGGUGGUUCGCGGCUUUUGUAAUGAGAUGAAAACGGAAGCUGCGGAAAGUGUUAUUCUUGAGAUGGAGAGAAAUGGGUUUGAUCCUGAUGUUUUUGCUUGCUCGGCGAUGAUUGUUCGGUACUGCAAGGACAUGAAUUUAACUGAAGCGUUGGGGUUUUUGGAUUUAAUGUUGGGGAAAGGUCUGAAAAUAAAUUGUGUGAUUGUAAGUUCAGUCCUGCAGUGCUAUUGUAAGAUGGACAUGUGUUUGGAAGCAUUUGAAAAGUUCAAAGAAUUUAGCGGCAUGAACAUUUUCCUUGACAGAGUUUGUUACAAUGUCGCGUUUGAUGCUUUGGGAAAGCUUGGCAGGGUGGAAGAAGCUGUUAAGUUGCUUCAAGAAAUGAUGGAUAAAGGAAUGGUUCCUGAUGUCAUCAACUACACAACUCUGAUUGAUGGCUACUGCCUUCAAGGUAAAGUUGUUGAUGCCCUUGAUUUGAUUAAUGAAAUGAGUGGAAAUGGCAUCUAUCCUGAUUUAAUCACAUACAAUGUGCUUGUCAGUGGAUUGGCCAGGAAUGGUUAUGAGAAAGAGGCACAAGAGAUUUAUAAAAGAAUGAAAGCUGAGGGUCUAAAGCCCAAUGCUGUCACUCACAAUGUGAUCAUUGAAGGCCUGUGUUCUGCACGUAAAGUAGAAGAAGCCGAAGGUUUCUUGAGGAGUCUAGAGCAGAAAUGCCCGGACAAUUAUGCCAGUUUGGUGAAAGGUUACUGUGAAUCUGGCCUUUCUAAAAAGGCCUAUAAACAAUUCGUUAGAUUGGAACGCCCUCUGAGCAAGAGUGUGUACAACAAACUAUUCUUUAGUCUCUGCAUGGAGGGUUAUCUCGACAAAGCUCUUGACGUACUGAAGAUAAUGUGGGCUUAUCGAGUUGAACCUGGGAGGAGCAUGUGUGGCAAAAUGAUUGGGGCCUUGUGUGAGAUAAACAAUGUGAGAGAGGCACAGCUGCUAUUUGACACAAUGGUUGAGAGAGGACUCAUCCCUGAUCUGUUUACUUAUACAAUCAUGAUUCACACCUACUGUAGGCUGAAUGAGUUACAGAAAGCCGAUGAUCUUUUUGAGGACAUGAAGCAGAGAGGAAUCAAACCUGAUGUGGUAACGUACACGGUUUUGCUUAAUAGUUAUCAGAAGUUGGAUCCAGAGACGGGUUCUGUUCAAGGAGAAGAGCAAAAGAAGAGAGUUUCAGAGUUCUGGAGAAAGUUCACAGCUGCCGGCAUUGGACUAGACGUUGUAUGCUAUACAGUUUUGAUAGAUCGUCAGUGUAAGAUUAACAACAUAGAAAAGGCCACAAAACUCUUUGAUCGAAUGAUAGAAAGUGGGCUGGAGCCUGAUAUGGUGGCUUACAAAACUCUACUAUCUGGUUAUUUUCGCAGAGGAUACAUAGAUAAGGCAGUCGCACUUGUUACCGAAUUGUCAAAAAAGGAUAUUUUACUGACUGGACAUUUUGGGGAUUCAGUUAAGCACGCUGCUUUGAAGCUGAAGAGAUUACAACAAAAUCAGGAAUGAAGGAGGGUUAUAAUAAUGAGUGUAAUUUUUGAAGGUCAUCUAUCAUCUAUGUAAAUUGUUAACCGUACCGUGCACUUAAAUUAUAUGAAUUGUAUAUAAUUAGUCCCUCUUAUCUUGCUUUUUA
Camelina sativa (false flax) is the source of this 2645-nucleotide messenger RNA. Its product is annotated as pentatricopeptide repeat-containing protein At2g26790, mitochondrial-like. The record is from RefSeq and is a predicted model, not a curated record. Gene Ontology annotation, molecular function: protein binding. NCBI's taxonomy places the organism in Eukaryota, Viridiplantae, Streptophyta, Magnoliopsida, Brassicales, Brassicaceae.